AUGACUUCUAUGUCGCCGGCUUCCUCUACCGACCGGGUCGACCACGGCUCUCCAAACAGAGACGCCAUCUCGCCCAGGUUGACGGCAUCGCCCAAGAAUGUCGCAUUCGAACUCUUGUUCGUCGAUGCUCCCCAGUACCGCGCGCGCCUCCCUAUGCGUGUGCAGAUCUACCCCCAUGACACCACCGACUCGAUAGUCACCACGGUCAAGAAUUUCUACGGUCUGUACUCGGGCCCCACCGGCUCCAAGGGCGUCAGCUUCGAGGACAAGGACGGCAACACCCUCAUCGCCCGCUACGAAAACUUUACGAACCAGAUGGUCGUCUACGUCAGGGUCUUUGAGGAGUACCCUGCCGAGCCCGUCGCCUACGGCGGUGGUCACCACCAUCACCAGGCCCACCACAACGGUCAGGGCUACGCCGCCUCGGCACCCGGUGGCAGCCAGGCCUACCACCACGCCGGCGGCGCCUACUCGCCUACCGGCGCCGUACAUCAGAGCCCCAAUGACGUCUCCCGCCCCGCGUCGAGGACGUCGCGCCAUCGCAGUCGCUCCCCCGGCUCGUCCAGGGGCGACUCGGCCGGCCCCGGCCCCAAGCGCCGCUCCCGCUCCGUCAAGGACAGCUUUGACCACAUGGCCGGCGGCUACAGCAGCGACGAGGGCGCCCCCAGCACCUCGUCGGCCCGGCUCAAGGACCACCUCGGCAACACGGAUAUCAGCGUCGACAACAUUGUCGAGGGUGGCCGUCGCAAGAGAGCCAAGUUUGAAAGCUCGGAACUGCCCCUCUUCGCCCCGCCCCAGAUGCCCGCCGCCACGUCGAACCCGUCAGUGUCGCCCGCCCGCCGCAUCGACCACCACCGGCCGUCGCCGGGCUUUGCGCACCCCGGCCACAACCCCUUCACAAACCCGCGCCCGAUGCACUCGUCGUCUCACGGGUACAGCAGCAGCAUGCACGGUCAUCACCACAUGUACACGCCGCACCACGGCCGUUCGCGCAGCAGCGCCGGCAUCGUCGGCCUGCCCGGCAGCGCCGACAUCCUGCCCACGCCCGACCCCACGGUCGGCAGCUGCGUCUCCGAGGAGGACAAGGACGUGGCCCUGCAGCUGAUGCGCCUGGGCGACAUGUCCAACGUCUCGCACGGCCGCACGUCGGCCUCGACUCUGGACGACGCCCUGAGCGGGAAGGCAGAGGUGGCAUCGUCUACGGGUGCCACCAGCGACGGCGAGAGCGACGGCGGCGACGGCGACGUCGACGACGACGACGACGACUACGGCGCCGCCCCCCCGCCCGCGCGUCGCCAGAAACUCACGGACGGCUCCGGCCCCGGCUCCGGCGCCACGCGCACGCCCGAGGGUCGCUCGGCCCUGCCCACCUCGUCCACAUUCGGCGCACCCGACCCUGCGCGGCCUGCCCCCAAGAGCAGCAGCAAGGGCACGUCCUCAACAUCGGCAAAGGUCAGGUCAUUGCACCCCAAGACGAAGACGUCUGCCGCGACGGCGACGGCGGCGAAGAGCUCGUCGUCCUCCAACAGGGGGGGCGGCGGUGCGGCGCAGCGCCAGCCGUCCGGCGGGCCGAAGAAGCAGCAGCUGCCGACGACGCCGGCUGGCGGACGGCCCAUGUCCCCCGCGUCCGGUCCCCCGUCGCGCAAGCACUCGACGACGUCGGCCAGCCCGGCCGUGAUGAUGGUGCGCGGGUCGGCGGCCGGGUCAGCGAGCGGCGCGGCGGGCGCGGCGGAAGACGACCAGCCCGACCUGUCGACCAAGCCGCGGUGUCAGCGUUGCCGGAAGAGCAAGAAGGGAUGCGACAGGCAGAGGCCAUGCGGAAGGUGCCGCGACGCCGGGCUGUCGGCGGAGCAGUGCAUCAGCGAGGACGAGGGUAACGGUCGCAAGGGGCGUUACGGUCGCCACAUGGGCGUUCCCAUCAAGAAGGAGGACGGCGGUGUAGGCGCACCCCCGACGUCUUCCGUUCACCCUGGUGCCGGCGCCGGCGCCGGGGUCGGUGCUGUGCACCCCGGCGCUGUGCACGGCAUGGCCGGCAUGCCUGGCAUGUCU
Messenger RNA from Geosmithia morbida, 2049 nucleotides. RefSeq names its product GAL4. The transcript is spliced from 2 exons. NCBI's taxonomy places the organism in Eukaryota, Fungi, Ascomycota, Sordariomycetes, Hypocreales, Bionectriaceae. Gene Ontology annotation, biological process: regulation of DNA-templated transcription. Gene Ontology annotation, molecular function: zinc ion binding; DNA-binding transcription factor activity, RNA polymerase II-specific. The annotation marks the transcript as partial. The record is from RefSeq and is a predicted model, not a curated record.